UUUUCGCUCAUAAACCCUUAUUGAGAGAAAAAAAGAAGAAGAAAAGAGAAGCAUAAACCUUUCUCGUGGUGGAAGCUAUCUAGGGUUUCGUUCGCUUUGAAUUUUGAACCAUGGAAGAAGAAAUCGAAGUGAACAAAUCCGACGAAGAUUUCAGCAAUUCAAUCCUCUCUGAAUUCGGAAGCUCCACCAACGAAAGCCACCGGCACCUCUGCAUCGCCGUCGGAUCAAUAUCAGAGGUGAUCAAAACACAGAAUCUACCUUCUUCACCGGUUGUAUACUUGGCCUACACUCUUUCUUCCCUCACUAUCAUCUCAAAUGGAGCUAACCCUGUCCCUAUCUCUGAUAACAUCCUCUUUGACGUGUUUCUCAAACUUCUCUCUCUUGUCAUUGUUAAAGUGCCUGUUGAUGUUGUCAGGAAGACCAGAGAGUCUUCGUCGCAGCUUAUUGCCACGGUUAUUGUCUUUCCAUCCAUCUCUGAGACUGCAGUUGUUGAUGGAUUCAAGUGCCUUGAGCAUUUGUUCAACAAUGGAGAAGAAGAUAUUGUUCUUCCUUCUCAUGAUUCUCCGCUGUUCAAUGUAUUGUCAAAGUUUCUUACCGAUUCCAGACCUCAUGUUCGAAGGCAAUGUCAUUUGUGUCUCCGAAAUAUCUUGAUAAACUUCCAAAAGUCUCCGCUACUAGGAUCUGCAAGCGAAAGUGUUAUAAACUUGCUUGAAAAGGUUCCAUUGCUUGCUGGUGGAGCAAAUGCAAAUGCUGAUGAAGGAACUAAGGGAGCCCAACAGGUUUUAUAUAUUCUUGAUGCCUUGAAAGAAUGUCUUCCUUUGUUGUCGCUAAAAUACAAGAACAACAUUCUUAAGCAUUUCAAAUGCAAAUGCUGGUGAAGGAACUAAGCUUAUUAUGAUCAAUCGGAUCCGAACAUACUAUAGUAGAAUCCAUAGUUUCACAUGAUCUAAUUGUGAAAAGGCAACUGAACCAUGGUGGGAAAAGAUUGUACUUAUUCAUAGUAAAUGCCACCUGGUUUUGUUAACAUUGGCCAUAGCAGGUUUGGCUGGUUUAAUUUUUUGUUGCUAUCUUUGGAAUGUAAAUCAUAUAAUAUUGUGGUGUUAAAAUGGUAGCUUAUGAAGUUUGAAGUUUCCAAUUGGCUAAACCAUGUGUAAUUUUGUAGAAAUGGAUUAUGGAACUGAUAUUGGCAGUUGUAAAUUCUAUUAACAAGUGAAAGUAGGAGGUGGUGGGUUGAUUGGUCUGCA
This is a messenger RNA of Trifolium pratense (red clover), 1244 nucleotides long. RefSeq lists its product as uncharacterized. The transcript is spliced from 2 exons. Lineage: Eukaryota; Viridiplantae; Streptophyta; Magnoliopsida; Fabales; Fabaceae. The record is from RefSeq and is a predicted model, not a curated record. Bases 111 to 878 code for a protein of 255 amino acids.